Molecule: messenger RNA, 1240 nt
Organism: Ostrinia furnacalis (Asian corn borer)
Lineage: Eukaryota; Metazoa; Arthropoda; Insecta; Lepidoptera; Crambidae
Product: transcription factor Sp5
Exons: 2
Coding region: 81-1103 (340 amino acids)
Biological process (GO): regulation of transcription by RNA polymerase II
Molecular function (GO): DNA-binding transcription factor activity, RNA polymerase II-specific; RNA polymerase II cis-regulatory region sequence-specific DNA binding
Source: RefSeq, a predicted model, not a curated record
CGUCUCGGCGCGAGCGGUGUGCCGCCCUGUAAUUAUCCAGUUGGAAGUUUCGCCGCGUUGCGUUGUCACCGUUGCCGGAAAUGCAGUACGUGGAUCCGCCCGCGCAACAGAUGAUGAAUAUGGUGCCGACAUACGGAUGCGGCUACGGCCGUGGGGAUACUUUGUCUCCAGCAUCAGACCUCUCAUCGUGUAGUAGUGCGUCUUCAGGAGCAUGGUGUGGCGCCGCUCCGUGGCGUGAGCUGCCGCCAUACCCUCCGCAGUACCCGGCGUACUGGCCACCCGCCGCUGCUGCUGCGGCUGCCGAGGAAGCCAGGGAACUACAGCGCCGUUGUGCAAAGUGCCGCUGUCCUAACUGCCUUACCGAAGCCGCUGGCUUUGGCCCAAAUUACGGCAAGGAUGGAGCCAAGCGCGAGCACGUCUGCCACGUCCCCGGUUGUGGAAAAGUCUACGGAAAGACUUCACACUUGAAAGCUCAUCUCCGCUGGCACACCGGUGAACGGCCCUUCGUGUGCAACUGGCUCUUCUGUGGCAAACGAUUCACGCGCUCUGAUGAGUUGCAGCGACAUUUGAGAACGCAUACCGGCGAGAAGAGGUUCGCUUGCCAGUUGUGUACAAAGCGCUUUAUGAGAUCCGAUCAUCUUGCAAAGCACGUCAAGACUCAUGCUAACGUGUCGAGGAAAAAUAAGAAAACAAAGGAAGACGAGAAAGAUGAGGCGCCUAAAGUGUCCGAGAAGCCUGAGCAAGCGAUGACGAACGUUCCUCAUACUGCACCAGUGUCCACCGUCGGGAGUACUCAUUACGGAACAGUGCCAGUGGCGGGCGGCCCAAAACCUAUGUCGAUAAACUACGCUUCAGUUGCACCUAACGUGGUACCAAGUGCCAACAGUUACAACGGCUCGACGUUCGGUAGUGGAGCCGUGAUGAGCAACUGGUACCCAGAAGUGAGACAGGACUCGCUGUACGCUCGGGCGCCAGUUCGGGAUCACAGAAUGUACCAGCAGUACCCGGUCCCAAUAUCUUCAUACCAGUGCGCGACUAAAGAUACCUACGCAGUGUUCCAAGGACAUUACAACUUCCAACCCCCCGUUGCACUAGGACAAUAAAGCUUUAAAACUGUUUUUGCAUGUUAUCUGUGUGAUAAAAGUGUUAAACUGUAAAUAAGUGACUGUUUGGUUAUAAAAAUAGAUAUUUUAAGCCAUGGUUAAUAGUCUGUUAGUUACCACAAAAUAAUUGUGAUGUC